AUGGAGUGCAAUCAGACGCUUUGGCUCGAUAUUUCCGAAGAGGGCCAAAGGGUGAGGCAAAUGGCGCGGCUGGCCAAUCUUUCCUUGGGACUAUCUCGAAGACAGUGUCCCUCCAUGAUACUGGUUUUCGAGUCUUCCCAGAAGCAAUUCUUCCCGAAGGACGAGCGAAGUGGAGUAUACCUACGGUUGGAGCACGAGAAUGGCCGCAAUAACCCGGUCUUCGUCGCUAGUAUGCAAAUCUCAUCGCCGCAGUGGCGCAACCGAGAUGAUCCUUCCAACGAUCACGGCUGCUCUGUGACACAAGAAAUCACAAUGCGAGGAGACUCUACAGAUCAACCCGUACCGAAGCUGCUUUUCCCCUUUGUGCAUACACUAAUUUUUUUGUACAAAGAUGACCGCGAUACCGAGCGCAUCAAGGCACAGGUACAGUACUGGAAGGAUGUCCACGAUAAAGUUCAUAAACAGUUCUCAAUGCCCGAAAUUCUCAUCUGCACCUGGGAUCAUAGUCAACUUAGGCGACUGCGGCAGGACCUACAUAGCAUUGUUCAGCGAGAACCGCAGCGCCGAUUUUCAGCGCGCCGCAGAUCACAGCACAGCAGCAUAUCGCAGCACCGCAUAUCGCAGCAUCGCGUGUCAUCACGCCACAUAACACCGUUCCGAAUCACUGUGCACAGAAUCGACUGGCGCAGCUACAGUGAGGACGGGCUGAGGCCCAUCUGUAACCAGGCUCGCUUGGCACUGGAAAGAUCUCGACAAAGACGAAAGGCUAGCAAGAUGCUCUUCUCUCCAAAGCACUUCAGCAAGUUUUUCUCAUAUUCCAUGACCAUUCACAGCGAAAUCCAAGAGCAGAAGCAAUACAAGCCAUUCUGCUUUAUAGGAGCUUCUCGCACUGGAAAUCCAGUAACAUCAGAUUACGAGCAGCAUCUGAAGAACUUUAUAUUCGUUCUUCCAGAUGACGCAGAUCCCGAUUUUAUUGCUGAGACCCUUGCUUCAAGAUUUCUUUUUGAUCACUGGAGCAAGAACAUGCACCGUAAAGAUAUACUUUUCAGUUUGUUUAUAGCUUGGCGCUAA
Molecule: messenger RNA, 1071 nt
Organism: Akanthomyces muscarius
Lineage: Eukaryota; Fungi; Ascomycota; Sordariomycetes; Hypocreales; Cordycipitaceae
Exons: 1
Coding region: 1-1071 (356 amino acids)
Source: RefSeq, a predicted model, not a curated record